AGGGGGAUCAGCCUGCCUGAGCCGAAAUCGAUCGCAAAUAGCUGGCGAAGUAGUGCCAGCCAGCAGCUAAGACCCAAAGCACAGGAGCGCACCACGCCUGCGCAUGCAUGCGAGCCAUGCGGUGGCUCAUGAUCACAGCCGCCUGCCUGGCCGCGGCGACGGCGGAUGAAUACGAAUUCUGGGACGCAUGUGCAGCCGGAGACACCAAAGAGAUGGAAAACCUGCUGGACGCAGCAGCGGACAUCGACCUGAACUAUCCGGACGAGGACGGCCGCACGCCGCUCCUGCUCGCGGCGCUCCAGGACCGCGCGGCCGCGGCGCGCUUUCUUUUGGAGCGGGGCGCGGACGCCGAGGCCGUCGGGCGCUGGCCCGGGCCGCCCGACGGCCCGCUCGCGACGGCCGCGGCGCUCGGCCACGUCGCCACCAUGGACGCGCUGCUGGAAGGCGGCGCGUCCGCCAACGCGGCGACGGGGCCGGACGGCCGGACGCCCCUCAUCGCCGCUGCGGAGGCUGGAUCAUCAGAAGCCGUCGCUCUACUCUUGUCCGUGGGCGCCGCGGUCGACGCAAGGCGCGCCGACGGCGCGACGGCGGCGUGCGCGGCGGCGGCGGGCGGCCACGGCGAUGUUUUAAGACGAUUGCUGGAUGCGGGGGCCGAUGUCCACGUCGCGGACACUUUAAGUGGCGAGUCGCUGCUCCACUACGCGGCGCGCGCGCCGACGGCCGACGCGGUAGAAGUGGCGCUCGCGGCCGGCGCCGAUGUUGGUAGAAGGUCCGGCGUCGGCGUGCCGACGGACGUGUCCGAAGCGUAUGACGAAGGCCAGGAGCCGCGGCGCGAGGACUUGAGAGGAGGCCUCACGCCGCUCAUGGCGGCGGCGGCAUCUUCAUCACACGAAGCCCUGGAGGUUCUGCUCGCCGCCGCGAAGCGCUCGUUGGGAUCGGAUUUCCCGUCGUACGUCGACGCCGUCGACGCGAGCGGCCGGACAGCUUUAGCUUGGGCCGCCGCGGCGCCAAUCAGGUCGACGGCGUGCAUUGAGCUCCUCUACGCGUCUGAUGCGAGAGACGACUCGGCGACGGUGGACGGUCUAAGUGUGCUGCACCUCGCGUCACAGGGCAACGCGCGCGCGGUCGCGUACUUUGUGGACGUGAAAGGUUUCGACGUCGACCAGCGCGCGCUAACGGAGAAGAGGCCCACGCCAUUGAUGCUGGCAUCAAAAGCGGGCGCGGUCGCCGCGGCCAAGGCUUUAAUACGGCGCGGCGCGGACGUCGACGCCGCCUCUACAAAUGGCGCGACGGCCCUGCACGCCGCCGCGGCCGCGGGCCAGACGGCCGUCGCGCGGCUGCUCCUGAGGCGCGGCGCGAACGCGCUGGCGCAGGACGCCAGGGGCGAGUUCCCGUCGCAAGCCUGCCCGAAGACGCCGCGCGGCCGCGCGCUCAAGUACUCGCUGAGCCGCGCGGAGCGCCGGGCCUGGGCGAGGCUUGAAAAAGAGUUCGGUGGCGUCGAGCCGCCCGACGCGGUCGCCGAGGACGGCGUCGAUUCUUCGGUUGUUGAGGAUCUCGAGGACGACUCGGUCGUCGACCUCGACGAGCGCGACGAGCUUUAG
Messenger RNA from Pelagomonas calceolata, 1601 nucleotides. Lineage: Eukaryota; Pelagophyceae; Pelagomonadales; Pelagomonadaceae. The record is from the annotation of a GenBank genome assembly.